Messenger RNA from Danaus chrysippus (African queen), 1947 nucleotides. The record is from the annotation of a GenBank genome assembly. Lineage: Eukaryota; Metazoa; Arthropoda; Insecta; Lepidoptera; Nymphalidae.
CUGAUUACUGGGUCUGUUGUAGCCGUCCUGGCCCCCUGCCCCCCACCUCGCCCCGGACUGCGGGGACGCCAACACUGCUACGACUGGCGGACACGUAUGUUCCGCAAUGACAGUAUCAUAUUGUCGAAUCUAAAAACAAAACACCAUCUAACAAUAUUUUCUCAGGAAUAUCAUUGUCACUGUCCCUUUGUUACUUGUUUGUUAUUAAAAUGUUAUCGGCAAAGAUGUCAACACAUCAUCACGUAUAGACUCCAGUUGACCAAUAGAACAUUAACCGGCAGGUCAAGAAGAGAACAAGGUAUGACUGCAACGCACGGUGGUGGUAGUGAAGACCACCGGCCGGACAGGGAUUCCGUGUACACGGUUAAGACCGGCUUCAAAAAUGAAGGCUACCAGCAUGACCGCGACACAAACGAUGAUAUUGUCAAACCUCCCCCACUUCCCACCGAAGACGACUCCUACGCCUCGGGCAAAGUUAAACUGUCAAGGAACGAAAAAUGGAGAAUAUUAAAAAAUGUAGCUGCUGUCAGCUGUGCGUUUAUGGUACAGUUUACGGCUUUUCAAGGAACUGCAAAUCUUCAGUCGUCUAUAAACGCAGCCGACGGCCUUGGCACAGUCUCCUUAAGUUCUAUAUAUGCUGCACUCGUAGUCUCUUGUAUAUUUGUACCAACGUUUCUCAUCAAGAGGUUGACAGUAAAAUGGACACUAUGCGUUUCCAUGCUUUGUUACGCGCCGUAUAUUGCGGCACAGUUUAUCCCUGCGUUCUAUACACUUGUGCCUUCCGGAGUGAUUCUUGGCUUAGGAGCAGCGCCUAUGUGGACGUCCAAAGCUACUUAUCUCACUCAAGCUGGAAGUGUUUACGCUAAGCUAACAGAUCAAGCUGUUGAGGGCAUCAUUGUAAGAUUUUUUGGAUUCUUCUUCUUGGCGUGGCAAACGGCAGAAUUAUGGGGAAAUCUCAUCUCCAGUAUGGUGUUUUCAUCCGGAGUGCACAGUGGAAGCGCAGCUAACGAAAGCUCCAGCAGCACACUGCUAUCAUGUGGAGCGAACUUUUGUAUGAUCGGUGGUGGCCACCACGAUAACACCAACUUGCAUCGGCCGCCGGAUGGUGAGAUAUACGAGAUCAGCGCCAUUUACCUCGCCUGCGUUGUGGUUGCUGUCUUGAUGGUUGCUCUGCUGGUGGAUCCUCUCUCAAGGUAUGGUGAGAAACAGAGGACCACCGAUCCGUCCAAAGAACUCACCGGCAUCCAACUUUUGUCCGCAACCGCCUACCAACUUAAAAAGCCCAACCAACAGCUUUUGAUUCCCAUUACGCUGUGGAUUGGCAUGGAACAGGCCUUCAUCGGCGCUGAUUACACCCAGGCUUAUGUAUCCUGCGCUCUUGGCAUCCGAUCCAUCGGAUACGUGAUGAUAUGCUUCGGGGUGGUCAACGCUUUGUGUUCUCUGCUCUUCGGGUCAGCCAUGAAGUAUAUUGGAAGAUUCCCCAUACUGGUGAUGGGGGCAGCCCUUCACCUUGGCCUUAUAGUAUGGCUGCUUAUAUGGAGACCGAGCGCUGAUAAACCCAUGACUUUCUUCGUGAUCUCUGGCCUUUGGGGCGUUGGGGAUGCUGUGUGGCAAACGCAAGUUAACGGUUUAUAUGGUGUUCUUUUCCGACGAAACAAGGAAGCUGCUUUCUCAAAUUAUCGACUUUGGGAGAGCGCUGGUUUUGUUGUGGCAUACGCUUAUUCAACUCACCUUUGCGCAAGGAUGAAGUUAUACGUCAUGAUGGUAGUACUGCUCAUCGGAGUUGGUGGAUACGUCAUUGUGGAAAUAUUACAUAUCAGAAAGACCCGUCGUCUUAAGGCAAUCGCUGAAAAUCCAAACGCUGCCGCCGAAGCCGCCAAGCAGCCUCCGGAAGAAGAUGACGAGAAGGACGAAAUCGACGAUGAAAUCAUCAUCACUCAUCUCUAA